GCAGGCUUCCGGAAGGGGGGCGUGGGGGCGCGGUCCCGGGCGGAGGGCGGAGGGCGGCGGAGCGCGGGGGACGCGUGGCCUGAUCUCGGCGUCGCCGCCGGCACCCAGGGCUCUGCGCAGCCAUGGACAGCGGAGGGCGGCCCUCGCUGGGCCAGUUCAUCCUCUUGGGCACCAGCUCUGUCGUCACCGCCGUCCUGUAUUCCGUGUACCGGCAGAAGGCCCAGGUCGCCCAAGAGCUCAAGGGAGCUAAAAGAAUCCACUUGGGUGAAGACUUAAAGAACAUUCUCUCAGAAGCCCCAGGAAAAUGUGUGCCUUAUGCUGUUAUUGAAGGGGCUGUUCGAUCUGUUAAAGAAACGCUUAACAGCCAGUUUGUGGAAAAUUGCAAGGGCGUGAUUCAGCGGCUGACACUGCAGGAGCACAGGAUGGUGUGGAAUCGGACAACCCACCUUUGGAACGACUACUCAAAGAUCAUUCACCAGAGGACCAACACAGUGCCCUUCGACCUGGUCCCCCACGAGGACGGUGUGGCCGUGGCCGUGCGAGUGCUGAAGCCGCUGGACGCCCAGGAUCUGGGCCUGGAGACCGUGUACGAGAAGUUCCACCCCUCCAUCCAGUCCUUCACCGAUGUCAUCGGCCACUACAUCAGCGGCGAGCGGCCCAAAGGCAUCCAGGAGACGGAGGAGAUGCUGAAGGUGGGUGCCACGCUCACGGGCGUCGGUGAGCUGGUUCUGGAUAGCAGCUCCGUGCGCCUGCAGCCCCCCAAGCAGGGCAUGCAGUACUACCUCAGCAGCCAGGACUUCGACAGCCUGCUGCAGAGGCAGGAGUCCAGCGUCCGACUCUGGAAGGUCCUGACGCUGGUUUUCGGCUUCGCCACCUGCGCCGUUCUCUUCUUCAUCCUCCGCAAGCACUACCUGCAGCGCCAGGAAAGGCAGCGCCUCAGGCAGAUGGAGAAGGAGUUCCAGGAGCGUGAGGCCCAGCUGCUGAGCCGCGCCAAGCCCGAGGACAGGGAGAGUCUGAAGAGCGCCUGUGUCGUGUGUCUGAGCAGCUUCAAGUCCUGCGUCUUCCUGGAGUGUGGGCACGUGUGUUCCUGCACCGAGUGCUACCGCGCCUUGCCCGAGCCCAAGCGGUGCCCCGUCUGCAGACAGGAGAUCGUCCGGGUGGUUCCCUUGUACAAUAGCUAACCGGUGCAGGGUGGCCCGGGGGGGCGGUGAGAGGGGCCCCCCACCCCC
Molecule: messenger RNA, 1229 nt
Organism: Odobenus rosmarus divergens (Pacific walrus)
Lineage: Eukaryota; Metazoa; Chordata; Mammalia; Carnivora; Odobenidae
Gene: MUL1
Product: mitochondrial E3 ubiquitin protein ligase 1
Exons: 4
Coding region: 123-1181 (352 amino acids)
Biological process (GO): organelle organization; protein ubiquitination
Cellular component (GO): mitochondrion
Molecular function (GO): ubiquitin-protein transferase activity
Source: RefSeq, a predicted model, not a curated record